AUGACACCGCAAUCGAAUCAGCUCGAUGAGCGAUUCGCUGGCACUUUUCAAAAGCUCUUUGACACGAUUGAACGCGGUGGUGAUCAGUGCUCGAUCGAUCGACUGCAAACUUUGCUCGAAGAGAAGACACCCAAUUUAUCGUCAGCAUUGGCAACGUUUGGCGAGCCUUCAGCACAAUCCAGAAGCAAAUUGACGAGUGGAACGAGCAUUACGGUGGAUGGCAAAAGCUUGAAAUUGUCACAGGCAGAAAAAGACCUUGUUGUCAGACUUGCUGAUUUCCUCCAUGCCAAUGAGCUUGCGUGCGCUUCACUUUGGUCGACCUUUCAACAAGAGAGGAAAAUCAAGCCAUACGACGGCAUGAAACAAGAUGACGAUCUCGUUUGGCGAAUCACAGAGUUUUACUACCAAGAUCGUAUUGCCCUUUUGGGGUGUAUUGCUUCGCUUAUCCGUAUCUCUUUUGAUGACGACCAGCCAUACGCCGCUAUUGCACGAGACGCUGUCAACCGUAUUGUGAAGGACGACUUUAGCGACCGACUAUUGACACAGCUCAAAUCACUUGCACGCAAAACAGUACCAUCAGAGUUUGAUACAAAGGAAAGGACGUUGCUAUGGGCAAAUCAGAAUCUCAGGGAACAACGUGGAUUGCUGGAGAUUCUUUUCCUUGUGCAUUUGAAUGAUUGUACACCUCAACGUAUAUUCGCACUCUUUCAAGAAUUCGAGGCAUCGAGUUUCGGGCAGCAACAAGCAUUUGGAUUCGUGUUGGAUAAGGAAGGUGAACAUUUACGUGAUCAAGUCUCAUACUUGAGCCUUUUGGUAUCGGUGGAGGUGCUAUGCUUGAAUCAACUACGCAUGGGUGGUGAUAUCUCUCUCGCUGAAUCUCCUGAAGUCAUUGAAAAGAUCGGCCAAUUGAUGAUGUUCCUUGGUGAUCGUGAUGAACAUGCCGUUCCUUUGUUAGCAUGGUCGUGCUUCCUCGCCUUUAUCGAUGAUUUAACAGCUGAUCAUUGUCCACCUCGAUAUGCAAAAGUACGACAAUUGAUUGAAGGCACAUUGGAACCCUCUCCAGAAUAUCUUCUCGACGAUCGACCCUCCACACGUAGUAUCAGCGCACCAAGGGAACCUUCCAUUCAACCAGCUGCGGGUCUUUGGAGAGUAUUGGCGGGUCGUGCUAUCAAACUUGGUGUGUUUGAUCAUUUGGUGGAUAUGCUUGACGAUGCUAUUUGUGAUGAGGAUGAAGUCAACAGUGCUGGUUAUCGUGGCAUCAUCAAAGGUUUACUCAGCACAUUCCUCACCAUCACCAAGCCCUAUUUCCUUCCACACGACAGCUAUACGAGUCUUGUAAAGUGCACGUGUAAGCUAUUCGACAAUCAGGCUGAACUUUGCUCGGAAUAUUGGACACAAGACGCUGGCAAUGACGACAUUGCCUCUUUGCUCAGCACUGCACAAAGCCGUUUCCCUGUGUACUUUAUGGAUUUUACCCGUUUACUUUCAUCCAUGGCAGGGCAAAAGUCUUCCGCUUCAGCAUCUGAUCAUCCAGCUACAAGAGUAUUCGAGUACAUCAAGACUUUGCCAUCACUCACCAUCAUGCUCAAGGAUGAUGUCCAUCUCAACGUACGCGUGGAUAAUGAUAUUGUCGUUGCAUACAACUCUCAGCCUAUCAACAUUGUCCAAGAUGCUGGUGUUGCCAAGGGAUUUUCAUUGCCAUCUGGUUUGCAGGGUACUUUGAUUUCACAGUCGGAUGAGAAACGUGUGGUUCAAUGGCGUAUCGAUUGUCCCGGUUGGCAAUUGUUGAUUGGUGUACUUGCCGCCUUUUUACAGCAGAAUCCACAAUCUCCCGGUGAUAUUGAACAUGGCGAUGAUCUUGCAGGAAAGAACAUUGAGGUGGUCAACAGCAUUCUCGAAUUGAUCAACAAGCUCUUGCACAACAAUCCAUCCCUUGGUCCACAAUUGGUGAAUCAUAUCGAACAAGUGUGUCGAGCCAAGCCUGGUCAACCUGGUCAACCACCCAUCUUGGUAGCACUCUUAUGCGAGAUUCUUUCACGAGGAUGUUCAAUUCGACCUUGGCCUAUCAUGACGAUCACCUAUGCUUUGCGAUGUAUCACCAGCCUCUUACCAUUUUAUCGCAAUGAGAUUUGGUCUUAUUUGGAAACAGCACCCAUCCUUCCUCGACCCAAUGCCAGCUAUCAUUAUGCACCUCAAUUCUCAACCACCGUUUCCACUGAUCCCGCUUGUCAAAUCCAACACAUUGUCAACAAGAUGGAAUGCACGACAGGUCGUUAUUCAUUGCUAUUAGCGUUCUUGGAUCUCGUAUCAGCUUUAAUCAAGGAUGUCCAGGCAACUUGGUGGAAGGAUGAUGAACAUACGACAACAAGCAAACAAUGCAAGACAGCGACAUUGUUCCUUUGUUUGAGAUAUAUGAUGCUUGAUGUGUUCCCAUCUUAUGCUGGUUGGCGUUACAAGUAUCUUUCACAGCGAUUCUUGAUUGGCAUCAAGGUGCUCAACACAUUCAUUGAGAUCGUGCAGUAUUUCAAAGACACCAAUAGCAGCAAUGGUCUUUCAUUGGAACGUCUCCGACAAGGCAUCAUCAACAACUUUUUAUACGAUGGUGGUAUUUAUCACGUUGCACCUUUACUUGACACGGUGUGCCAUGGAGCAAAACAAGCUGACAAGUUAUAUCACGCGGGUCGUCCCAAGGAAGCUGAACGUGCUCAAAAGUUGACCGAGUUGACAAUGGUGUUUAUCAAGUUAUUGUUGCGCCAAAGAUUGGAGGUUGUGCAGAGUGGAAAGGCAUCCCAUGAAAGCACGUUGGAACGUCUCAUGCUCGAACGCACUACGGGUGAUGCCACUGGUCCCGACUUUUUGUUACGGCUCACCAAGCAUAUUUAUUAUCAACACAACACGGUGCUCGCUAUCCUCGCCACUGAUAUCGUCACUUUGCUUUGCCGCAAUAUCUCUGCUUGGCAAGUACCUCCCAAUAUUGUACGCCAUUUGGGCGACAAGGAUCAAGCACAAGAAAUCAUUCGCACGUAUUUGAGCAUUGCACAAGAUCAAUUCCAACAAGAACGACUAUUGGCAUCGAUUUGGCAGAUGAUUACGCUCUUGAUGGAAACACAACCAAGCUUAGCCAUCUUGUUCUUGGAAUGUGGAGAAUAUAUUAUGCCAAGUCCAAAGUCAGCUGUCAAAUUGCUGGAGGAACAAAAGAAGCAACAACAGCAGAGUACAGGUGCAGCAGCAGCAACACCCGCAACAGAAUCAGCCAUUCGUGCAGCUGUCGAUUUAUUGGGUCACUGGGAGAUGCUAUCAAUGGAGAAGCCCACUGUAUUAUCCAAUGUGCUUCGUUUCUUGGCGACCUUUUGGCAAACGGCUUUUGAUCAUUACAUGUUGGUUCAACGUACACGUAGCGACAGCGCAUUGUGGGAUGCACUUGGCAAGAUCCUUUUGAACCCAAGUCGUAUGGAACAUCCUGGACGAAGCAAUUUGGUGUUUGAAAAGGGACAUGAUGUUAUCGACCAAGAGGAGGAGGGUGAUCUUCGCAACGUCACUAUUUCCAAUGGCAAUGAAGCUGUUCGAAGGAUAUGUUGUCUCAAUAUCAGCAAGGCCUUUGUGAUGCGCAUUAUGGCUUUUGAGAUCCACUUGACAGCAGGCACCAAUAAGGGAUCCAUCACUGACAAGUUACCUGCUGGUCUCAAGAAUCAACUCGCCAAGAUGAACGACCCCAACAAGCUUCAAUUCAUGCGUGAGACUUUUGCAAAGAACAGCUUUGAUGAAGAACUUGCCAAUUCUGUCAAAAAGGAUGCCCAAGCCUUCCUUGAGUCUGUUGGUAUUCAACGAGCACCUGACAGCUUAUUGUACACGGUGGGUGCAGUGGGUUUUGGCGAUGAUGAUGAAUCAGGCGAGCCCAAGCAGUAUGGUGAUUCUUAUUUGUACGAUUUACGCAUUGCCGACGCACGAGUACAACCUUUGAUCGAUGUCAUUUCCAAAGAACACAAUGUCGAUAUUCAUGAUGAGGAUGCCAUUGUAACCCCUGCUGUAUGGCGAGUACGCAAGGUGACGGAUGCAGGACGUCGAUUCUUGCUCGAUUUGUGUGCAACCAAUCACAACUGGUCUUUGGUGGAUACCGAGAUUGUCAUGUUACGAUCCUUCAAGGUGUUCAUUGAAGCUUGUUCAUGUCACGUGAGUGAUGUCCUUUGGAAUGGCAGCAACAAGUCUAGUGGAUUACGUGCAACCAGCUUGUUCGACUUUUUGACGGCAUUGACUCGGGACGCAUUAGCUGAUGAGCGUAUGGAUGGUGUUAGUUUGACGACCUACAGCGUGCAAUUGGAGUUGAUACGUGGUUUGACUGAGGAUUGGAUUCGUGCGAACUGCAACGUGCCUUUGGAACGCAAUGUCAAGAUGGACUUUGCUGAAAAGUGCUUCAGCCUUUUGGAGACCUAUAGUGGAUUGCUUCAACGCCAAAACUUUGCUCUCAUCAAGAGUGUCAGUGAGCUUGUGCCUGUUGCUUAUCAUCGACCUGUGCUUGAAUCCAUUUUGAUACCUUUACGCUCUCUACGCAAAUCAUUUGAUCCCAUGUCCGAUUUCAAGCAACGUAACGCUGAGCGACUCAAGAAAUUGCUUUCCAAUCUUAUCGAGGUGGCAUGUGAAUGUUUCCAGAUGUUGGUGUACAAAACAGCACGUGAUACAUCCGAUGAAGAGUGCGCCAAGGAUAUGAGUGUGUGCAUUGCACUUAUCAUUGAAUUGAUCAAUCCAAGCUAUCCCAUCUCUUCAGACCAAUGGUUGGCUAUUUUCCGCCGAUACGAUACCAUUCCCUCGUUACUCAAGCUUAUCUAUGGUGGCAUUGAUUUGAUGAUUAGCGAGAUCAACAAGCAAUUUGAUGGACACAGCAACCUGAACAUUUCGCCUUAUGCAGAAGAUGGAUGCUACCUGCUUCUCGUAUUAUCAGGAAUGCCCGAGACAGCCACGGUGCUUAUGGAGAGUGGUCUACUUGAGAUGUUCUGCCACAAUACCCUCACACCUAUUUUGCAACAAGGACAACUCGAGAUGUUCCUUCGAUUUGGUGAUAGCAAUCAAAAAUACGUGGAGCGAAAUCCUUUGCAUACAGUAUGGUGCCAUAUGUUAUGUGUCCUCAACAACUUGUUGCGUACCUUGAGCAAGAACACGGAUCGUGCGCUAUCCGAUAAGGUGCUUCAAAACGUGGUUUCCUUUUUACAAAUCUAUGGUCCUCAAGUGGAUGCCUGUUUCCGCCUAGCCAAUGGGGCUAAUGAUUCGCUACUCGGCUUGACACCUUCCGAAUCGCUUGCAUCUUGCCUAUUAUCAGAAGUGGAUCAAUUGAGCAUGAUCAUGUUUGAACUUGCCAAGCAACUUGAUCGGGUCAUGUCGUACACAGCCAACUUGUUUGUGGCAUACAAGGAUUGUGCAUUGACCUUGUUACAACGAUAUCUCUACUUUUUCACUCAUCCUGCACAUCUCCAAGCACAGCUGUAUCCAAUCAACAACACAGAGCGUAAAUUGGCAGAAGAGCUCGUCGUCCCAUCAUCAUUAUCAUCAUCAGCCACAUCAUCCUCAUCAUCCUCAAUACCAUCAACUACCGAUGUCAAGACCAGUCGAUUGAUGCAGCAAACUAUGCAAAAAGCGGUGCGAAUCCAACGCAACAUCUUGAUCACAUUGAUUCAAUUAACGGAUGUGAAGAAGAUCAUCAAGCGGCCUGAUAUCGAAUGGCCAUUUGGCAACACUAUUCUGUGUCCUAAUCUACGUGUCGCAGUUGGUGAACCACCUUCAUUUGGUACCAUGAUGGAAUGUAGCAACGCAGCUCUCAGCCUUAUCAAAGAGUUCAUUGACAGCAAAGCACCCUCACAAGCCAUCAAGGGAUUAAUCAGUGUUGUGGAAGGAAGCGUGAUUUUAUUAUCAUCACAAAUUGCAUUAUGGAUCGGUAAACCUGGCAUUGACGAGGAUGGACGACGAGAGAUAGCGGAUGACGCAUUGGUGGAAGUUGUCAUGUUACUCGGCAAGAUCUAUGUCUCACUCGGCAAACUCGAAUUACCAGCAGAUUUCAAGGAUCAAAAAGAACGAACACAAACACAGGUUGCACAACUGAAACAAUUCCUUGCAGAUCGUCACUUUAAUCUUUAA
Lichtheimia ornata is the source of this 6123-nucleotide messenger RNA. RefSeq lists its product as uncharacterized. Bases 1 to 6123 code for a protein of 2040 amino acids. Gene Ontology annotation, cellular component: nuclear pore inner ring. NCBI's taxonomy places the organism in Eukaryota, Fungi, Mucoromycota, Mucoromycetes, Mucorales, Lichtheimiaceae. The transcript has 4 exons. Gene Ontology annotation, biological process: protein import into nucleus; RNA export from nucleus. Gene Ontology annotation, molecular function: structural constituent of nuclear pore. The record is from RefSeq and is a predicted model, not a curated record.